Molecule: messenger RNA, 582 nt
Organism: Beta vulgaris subsp. vulgaris (sugar beet)
Lineage: Eukaryota; Viridiplantae; Streptophyta; Magnoliopsida; Caryophyllales; Amaranthaceae
Exons: 3
Coding region: 1-582 (193 amino acids)
Source: RefSeq, a predicted model, not a curated record
AUGUGGCUUGAAGCUAUGAACACAGAACUGAAUGCCCUAGAAGCUAAUCACACAUGGGAUUUGGUACCUCUUCCACCUACUAAGAAGCCUAUUGUUUAUGUUGAUGAUGUUAUGGUUACUGGUACUAACAUUGAUGAGAUUGAUGCACUAAAAUCUCACCUUCAUCAAGAAUUCAGUAUCAAAGACCUUGGAAGACUCAAUUACUUCCUAGGUAUUGAAGUGGGUUAUAGCACUGCUGGUAUCCUUCUCAAUCAAAACAAGUUCUCCAGGGAACUACUUGCAUAUUGUUCCUAUGAGCUACAAAGAAAAGCAUCCACUCCUCUUCCUUUGAACCUUAAACUUCAAGCACAUGCUGCUGGUCAGGGGAUCUUGUUAAAGGCAUCAGAUCAGCUUUGUCUCCAAGCUUAUUUUGAUUCUCAUUGGACCUCUUGCCCAGAUUUAAGGAAAUCAAUUACAGGGUAUGUACUUUUACUUGGUGGUUCCCCAAUUACUUGGAUAUCCAAGAAACAAAGCACAAUUUCCAAGUAUUCCUCUGAAGAUGAGUAUAAAGCCAUCGCAGCAGCAGCUUCAGAGGUCACUUAG